AUGGCGGAAGUUAUCGGCCUUGUGUCCGGGAUCAUCACCGUCAUCGAGACCUCUAUCAAACUAUACGACGGCGCUCAGAAGGACAUCAAAUUAUCUGAGACGUUCGAAGCUGUUCGACGCCGACUCCCCGUUAUUCUCGAUACCCUCUUGACAUGCAAAGAAAACCUCGCACCGCGAAAAGAAUUGAUCCCCGAAGAUGUUUGUGAAGCGUUAGAGGCGACCCUUUACGCCUGCCGUACAAAAGCAAGGAACUUGGAAGAAAUCUUUGAGAAGAUCGUACCCGGUGAAAGCGAUACAAGAGAACAACGCUAUUUGAAAAUUCUCCGCAGACUCGGCAAAGGGAACAAAGUCGAAGAGCUUAUGCUUGGUUUGGCCGAAGACGUACAACUGCUUGUCAAUCACGAUGCGGUCAAGUCUGCCAAUCGAGAGCAAAAUUCCCAGCUUGAAGAUACUAUCAAUGAAAUGAGGUCAGUCAUUUCAGGAACGGAAAAAUUGGGCACCACAAUGAGUUUCAGCAGCGGAGGCGGGGCACAGACAAACUAUGUCCAGCAAGGCCGUGGGGAUCAAUAUAUCAGCAACGGUGGAAAGCAGUACAAUGCUGAGAUCCAACAUUUCGUUGAGGUCAAACAGAAAGAGGACUUUGGGUUCCAUGGACCCGUUGGUGUUUGUCUUGGCAAAGCGCCUUAUAUCGCUCCAGAACUCUUUAUCGGUCGUGGCUCCGAGCUUGAUGAAAUUGCAGAAAUUUUACACCCGGUUCAGGAGCUUCAAAAGCAUCGACGUCUAGUUCUCGGUGGGAUGGGUGGUAUUGGCAAGACUCGGCUUGCUAUCGCUUACGCAGAGUCGCAAUUUAGAUUUUAUAGCUCGGUAUUUUGGCUGAAUGCAGCGUCCGAGGCUACACUGAAAGAUAGUUUUCGAUCAAUCGCCAGCCUCAUUUUCGAUAUUCAAGAUUCUCGACUCUUAGAGGGUAAAGAUACUAUCGGACGUGUACACCAAUGGCUAUCUGAUUCGACAAAUACCCAGUGGUUAUUGAUCUUUGAUAAUUAUGACGACCCCGACCAAUUUGAGAUCAACAAUUACUACCCACAUACCAUAAGUCAUGGGGCUAUUAUAGUUACUACCAGAUGGCCAGAUCGGGUUGGCGGAAACCUUUUACAUGUGAAGCCGUUGCAGGACAUCGAAGAUAGCCUAGCGGUCUUACGAACCCGGUCAAAAAGAGAGAAUGUUGAAUCAGAUCCUCACGCAAAAGGCCUUGCAAAGCGGCUUGCUGGUCUUCCAAUUGCUUUAGCAACUGCUGGGACAUAUCUUCAGCGAAGUACUCUUAGCUUUGAACGCUACCUACAAGAAUACGAGAAACGCUGGAAUCUUGAUCCUCGUCACCCCACAAAGCUCCAGGAGUAUCGUGAACGUACACUUUAUACGACCUGGAAUCUGUCAUACGCUCGUCUGGAAACUAUCGACUCGGCUGCGGCAAAAUUACUCAAAUUGUUAGCCUACUUCGGCAACAAUAGCCUUUGUAUUGAUGAAGAGCAUUAUUGGUAUGCUUUUAACUGCGUGAAUGCAACUACGAGUGGGGUUGAUGAACAUUCUCUUGGCCAUGUUGAAUUUUCCCGUGCGGCUAGUCAUGCAUUACGACUAGUGCAAUGCCGCUUCCUCGAGCAUGAUAUGAUCUCUAUUUCUACGCCUGAUCGACUCGCUAUAGCCUUGAAUGUGUCUCGAUUGCUUCAAUACCAAAGUCAGCUUUCUGCAGCGGAGCAACUAUACGUACGGGUGCUCGCAGGGUAUGAGCAAGCGCUAGGUGCGGAUCAUAUAUCAACCCUUGCCGCUGUCCAUGACCUCGGGCUUCUAUAUACUCACCUAGUUAUGGCGGACAAAGCCGAGGCAAUGUUCGUGCGGGUGAUAGCUGGGUAUGAGAAAGUGCUAGGACCAGGCCAUCUUUCAACGCUUGAUGCUAGCAAUAAUCUCGGGAAUAUAUAUGUUUACCAAGGGAAGCUGGACAAGGCAGAGGGGUUAUACCUGCGGGCGCUGAAUGGGUAUGACAAAGACCAUCCAUCGACCUUUGGCAAGUUCAAUAACCUCGGGAACGUAUACCUGAUCCAAGGAAAACUAGACAAAGCUGAGGAGAUGUAUGUGCGGGCUUUACCUGGACAAGAGAGUGCGCAAGGACCAGAUCAUAUACCAACCCUUCUCACUAUCCACAAUCUGGGGAAUCUAUACAGUGAACAGGGCAAGCCGGACAAAGCCGAGGAGAUGUACUUGCGAGCGCUAGCGGGGAGGGAAAAAGUGUUGGGUCCAGACCACUCUUUGACCCUUAUCACUGUCAACAAUCUUGGGAGAUUAUAUGCUGACGAAGGAAAGAUGGACAAAGCAGGGGAGAUGUAUGGGCGGGCGCUGAAUGGAAGAGUAAGGAACGCUGCCAAAGGACCCUCUCCUUUUGUUCUCUCUUUCAAAUAG
Molecule: messenger RNA, 2451 nt
Organism: Penicillium atrosanguineum
Lineage: Eukaryota; Fungi; Ascomycota; Eurotiomycetes; Eurotiales; Aspergillaceae
Exons: 4
Coding region: 1-2451 (816 amino acids)
Molecular function (GO): protein binding; ADP binding
Source: RefSeq, a predicted model, not a curated record